GCCGCGUUGGGCUCGCAGUGGAGAAAGUUUUGUGCUCUGCUUUUUCUGGGUAAAGCGUUCGAGUUGUUUGUAUAGUAUAUUUAUGCGAGUGCGUGAAUGUUACCUGCUUCCAGCAGAUCUUAAGAAGGGUACCUUUCUAGCCAUCUGUUCAUGUUGGGACUGUGAAGGAUCUGUUUUUCAACAUUCUCUUGUCUGGCAGAAGUCUGCAUAGAUACAAGACGGCUCCGCACAUAGCUGGCUAGUUUUACAAGUUGGCUAGCGCUAGCUAGCAGCGCGGCUUGAUCCCUUCCAGACCUCUGUUCUAAAAUCCCCCUGGAUAGCUUUGUGGAGCCGAAAAAAGCAGUUGGCGAAAUGGCGGAAACAAAAAUAAUCUACCACAUUGACGAGGAGGAGACACCGUACUUGGUGAAGAUUCCCAUUCCUGCCGAACAAAUAACUUUGCUGGAUUUUAAACAAGUAUUGAACAAACCAAAUUACAAAUUCUUCUUCAAGUCCAUGGAUCAGGAUUUCGGUGUGGUGAAGGAGGAGAUCUCCGAUGAUGCUGCCAAGCUGCCGUGCUUCAACGGGAGAGUAGUGUCCUGGCUGGUCUCCUCAGACAGCCCGAUCCCAGAGACCCCUGCCCCGGCUGAGGUGCGGCCUGAACCUUCACCCCCUCCUCCACCCCUCCCACCCCCUCCAGCAGAGAGGACGGGCGGCAUCGGGGACUCCAGACCCCCCUCCUUCCACCCCAAUGCGUCUGGCAGUGUGGAGACCCUGGACGACCGCACAGAGACAGAGUCUGUGGUGUCUGUCAGGAGGGAGCGAGAGAGGCCUCGUCGAAGGGAGAGCCUGGAACAGCAUGGGCCUCGGGCUAAUGGACAGAGCAGGCUAGAGCGCCACCUAGCGGGGUAUGAGAGUGCCUCCACCAUUAUGAGCAGCGAGCUCGACACCACCAGCUUCUGCGAUUCCGAUGAGGACGACACCAUGAGCAGGUUCAGUGGCUCCACAGAGCAGAGCACAGCUUCCCGCCUGCUGAAGAGGCACCGCAGACGCAGGAAACAGCGCCCUCCCAGGCUGGAGCGGGCAUCUUCAUUCAGCAGUGUGACAGACUCUACCAUGUCCCUCAACAUUAUCACCAUUACACUGAACAUGGAGAAGUACAACUUCCUUGGCAUCAGCAUCGUGGGACAGAGCAAUGAGAGGGGGGACGGGGGCAUCUAUAUUGGCUCCAUCAUGAAAGGCGGGGCCGUGGCAGCUGACGGGCGGAUCGAGCCGGGGGACAUGCUGCUACAGGUGAAUGAUAUCAACUUUGAGAACAUGAGCAACGAUGAUGCGGUGAGAGUGCUGAGAGAGAUCGUACAUAAACCAGGACCCAUCAUCCUCACGGUUGCCAAGUGCUGGGACCCCUCCCCACAGGGCUACUUCACCCUUCCGCGAAAUGAGCCCAUCCGGCCGAUUGACCCAGCACUGUGGGUCAGCCACUCGGUGGCGUUAACGGGUGCGUACCCCCCAUACCCAGGCAGCUCCUCAAUCAGCACCGUCACCUCUGGCUCCUCCGUCACCGAAACCGAGCGCUUUGAUGAAUUUAACCUCUCCCUGCACUCGGACAUGGCAUCUGUGGCCAAAGCUAUGGCAUCUCCAGAGUCUGGCCUGGAGGUCAGAGACAGGAUGUGGCUGAAAAUCACCAUCCCCAAUGCCUUCCUCGGCUCGGAUGUAGUGGAAUGGCUGUACCAUCAUAUCGAGGGGUUCCAGGACAGGCGGGAGGCGCGAAAGUACGCCAGCAACCUCCUGAAAGCUGGCUUCAUCCGCCAUACCGUCAACAAGAUAACCUUCUCUGAACAGUGUUACUACAUCUUUGGUGACUUCAGCGACUGUGAGAACUACAUCUCCAACCUCUCCCUCAACGAUAAUGACGGAUCAAGCGGAGCGUCGGACCAGGACACUUUGGCCCCCCUGCCACUCCCAGGAGCCACGCCCUGGCCCAUGAUGCAUGCCUUCCCCUAUCAGUACCCCCACCCUUACUCCACCCAGCCGCCUCCCUACCAUGAGCUCUCCAGCUAUAGCUACACGCCUGGGAGUACGGGUAGCCAGCCAAGCGAAGGGAGCCGGAGCAGUGGGUCGACGCGGAGUGAGGGAGAGAGACGCAGGGGGAGUAAAGGAGGAGGUGGCAGCACAGGAGGAGGAGCCAGGGAGGAGAAGUCCCCAGUGGGGGGAGGGGCUGACUCCCGUUCGGGCAGCGGCAGCGAAUCGGAGUACUCCACUCGCAGCAGCUUGAGGCGGGACCACGGCUCAGCCACGCCCAGUGAGCACAGCCACCUCAGCCAGCGCUCCCAACACCGACUCCCGCCCCCUCACCUGCCCUACCCACACCCCCCCGGCAUGCCCCUCCCCUACAACCCCAUGAUGCUCAUGAUGGUCCCUCAGCACCCCCAUCCACACCUGCAUCCACACCCCCUCCCUCAUCCUGGUCUAGGACCCCCUCACUCCCAACCUCCCUCCCUGCCCCCCUCCUCUACUCCCGGAGGCCCCCCUGGUGCCCCCCCAACUCGUGACCUGGGCUCUGUGCCUCCUGAGCUGACCGCCUCCCGCCAGUCCUUCCACCUGGCCAUGGGGAACCCCAGCGAGUUCUUUGUGGAUGUCAUGUAGCCAAAAUGUGCCAACUGUUAUCCUCUCCACCACAGGAGAGGGUGCAGACUGUACCUUCUUUUCUUUUCUUUUUUUACAGCAAUUAUGUGAUUAUUACUGAUUGAAUCAGGAUUUCCAGACCCUAAAUGUCUCUGGGGGCCACCAGUGUUUGGCUUCAUUCCUGAACUUUCUGUACUGCCUCCGGCAGUCAAGAGUGCAAAAGCUUUUGAUGUGUGUGCUUAUGACAUACCCAAGUUCUCUGGUUGAGAUAUUUGGGGUCUGAAUUUUGUAUUUCUUGAAAAAUGUGAACACAAUCACAUCUGUUAGAGGUCCUUGGAACAAUUUUACCAUAACAACACCUUGGCUUAUUUCCUUUCAGUUGCCUUUUUUUGUGUUAAAUCCCCCCUUUUUAUGACUGGCCAUUUAAUUUAGUACCUCAUUCUUCAUUUUGCUCACCAUGUGACUUCACAAUAACCAUAUGAAAUCUGAACCCUAACCAAUGACGUGACUUCUUACCUCAUGGAUUACUCCAGAACAAACAUGCAGCUGACCAUUUGGACCUGGAGCUCAGGGAUGGGUUUCGUGACCUAACUGCAACACAACCAGAAUGCAAAGCACUCGGCUAAGAAGCUUCAGAAAGAUGAGGACACAAAACCGAACAGCAAACCUUUUUUUUUCUUUAGUGUUGUCCAAAACACCUUAGAUUACAUGGAAUUCUUCAUCCUUUUUCCAUGAGUGUCUUGGUGAAAUGUGCACAUUCUUAUUUAUUAUUUUAUUUGCAGAUCCAUCACAAUGAACUAAAUUAGGUAAUCAUUGGUUGGCACAGGUGUUCAGUGGUGGAGACUAAUGCUGAUCAGCUAGCUGAUUGACAGAAAAAUCUCAAAAGCAACCAAAAUAGUUUCUCAUCGUAGGAGUGCGGAUGAUAUGAAAUAUUUUAGGACAGGGUUGUCCAAACAUUGGCCUUGGGAACAAUCUGGGAUUCCUUUUUAUCCAUUUUUUUAAAAUUAUAUUUCUAGCAUCAACUUGAACGUUAACUUGGCUAUUACCGUUUGUUUUUAGUGGAUGCCUUUUUCAGUAACCAGGCAUCUGGUAUGUACGAUUUCAGUUUAGCAUUUAGAGUUAUCUCCAUCUACAUUAUUUUAUUUACCUGUGAGCUUACCUGGCUUAUCAACAAGUCUUUACAUACUACAUAAAAUUUAAUAGGUCCUCAAACUUGUAUAAAUGUAUUUUUGGUUGGAAUGAAAACAGCCAAAGUUGAGCUCCAGGACCAAGAUUGGAAAGCCCUGCCUGCCUUUAAAUGCGGUUCUCUUGAAUCCAAACAGUUUGAAUGGGCGAUAGUAGAGUGCCUUGUAGUUGAUUGUUUAUACAUUUUUCUUUCUUUGUAUAGUGAACAAAUACACUGCCUUUUUGUGUUGACAUCUGAUGUUAAAUUCCAAGGCACUGAUUUGACCUGGGUGGAGUGAGAGAAUGAGGUUGUGACUUAGUUAGGAUGUGUAAAAUUGUGCUUUAGGGCACUAAAUGGCAGCAGAUAAAAGUAUGCUUGUUGUUCUCUUUUGCCUUAGAUUGAGGUGUAGUGGUGUCCUUUCUGUUAUUUUAUUAAUAACAGAUUAAUGGCUCAGCUAGGCAAUUUGGGUACUUUGAAAAAACUUUCAAUCUUUAAAAGGUAUCAAGGAUUGCUGUGUGAAAACAAAACAAAAAAGUAGUGAAUGCACUUUGGUGGCUGUACAUAGCCUUUCCGAAUCCUCCUUGGGGAUGCAUGAAGAAUUUUCUAUCCUCUUUGUAGAUGUAAGAAACAUUAUGUAUCCUCAUAAGCCUGACACCAGAAAGUCCCAACACUUUCUCUGAGGGUGAAUGUGGAACUACCUUUUGUGCAGAAUGAUUCUGAUUAAUUUCAGGCUUUAUGCAUAUUAGAUGUAGCCUUCUCUGGUCGUUCAUUUUCAUAGAACAAAUUCAGAUGUAAUUUUAUAGGAAUGAGGGUUACAUACGUUUGUCCGUUUGAAGAUGAAAAGUGCAUAUUUAUCACAUGGGGUGAGGCACUAUCAAUAACAAGGGUUUGGCUGAUAAAAAGACUUGAAAUAGGUGUUAAAAACCUCUAACGAAAAGCACAGCAUGGGAAGAAGUGGACAAGGGUAAGAGGAUUCUUAAUCUUCCUUGAUUAAGGGUGAAGAAAAAAAUUCACCUCACAAUUCAGUGCGAUCAUCCUGCACCACUAGAAUGUUGGAGCCGGGGCUGUAAAGUGAAGUUAGUACAAACUAACUACUGUGGUCAUCUUGGUGAUUGUAGCGUAUUCCAUUGGUGAUGGAAACUGCAUUGUGUAUAUACUAGGGCUACAUCAAUUAUUCAGACUAAAUUGAUUACAAUCUAAGAAAUUAUUUGUGUGACUGGAAUAGUUGGCAAUGGUGUUGCUCAGAUCCUUCACUUUCUCUAAUUGAGUGUGGUUCAAAAGCCUGAAUUUCUUUUCUUUUUUUUGUAUAAACUGAUGACAUAAUCAAGAGCUGCAGCCCAAGCUUAUGCUCAAAAGCAGGUGGUGUGCAGAUGAGAGCAGCCAUAGUUUAAAGGCUGCUGGGUGACUCAACCAGUUAAGGCACUGUUCUCGCUGCAGUACGUGGACGGACCCCAAGUUCCAGGAUCGUUGCAUUUUUUUUACCAUAUUGUGUGGUGGAGAUCAACUUUCCAUCAAAAGUUGAUUUUAGGGUGAAGCUCCCUUUUUAGGAAUGAUUAAAAGGGGAAAAAUAUCCACUACCGUCUUGGGAGGCAUGCUGCAUAAACUCUGCUUGUAACAAAGUCAGUAUAUGGCUCAUUCAGUAUUGUGGAAGGCCAUACUACGGUAAAUAAGUUCUGAAGGGCUCUAAAGCUGUAUGGCUGCACCUGGGUGUUGGAAAACUUUCCUCAAAUGAUGGCCACUUGUCACCAGUUGCUCAACUCUAUGGCGUGGAUCUGAGUGGAAGU
Conger conger (European conger) is the source of this 5553-nucleotide messenger RNA. Its product is annotated as segment polarity protein dishevelled homolog DVL-2-like. Gene Ontology annotation, molecular function: frizzled binding. The record is from RefSeq and is a predicted model, not a curated record. Gene Ontology annotation, biological process: intracellular signal transduction; canonical Wnt signaling pathway. Lineage: Eukaryota; Metazoa; Chordata; Actinopteri; Anguilliformes; Congridae. Gene Ontology annotation, cellular component: cytosol. The transcript has 15 exons. The coding region runs from base 352 to 2625 and encodes 757 amino acids.